This is a messenger RNA of Pectinophora gossypiella (pink bollworm), 1246 nucleotides long. RefSeq names its product adipokinetic hormone/corazonin-related peptide receptor variant I-like (gene NGR-A29). Gene Ontology annotation, biological process: G protein-coupled receptor signaling pathway. Gene Ontology annotation, cellular component: membrane. Bases 1 to 972 code for a protein of 323 amino acids. Gene Ontology annotation, molecular function: peptide binding; G protein-coupled receptor activity. The transcript is spliced from 8 exons. NCBI's taxonomy places the organism in Eukaryota, Metazoa, Arthropoda, Insecta, Lepidoptera, Gelechiidae. The record is from RefSeq and is a predicted model, not a curated record.
AUGACGACGAAAGACAUCGGGUGGAAGUAUACGAAUGCGUGGCUGGUGGGUAACCUGCUGUGCAAGUUGCUGCUAGUUCUGCGAGCCUUCGGGCUGUAUCUCUCCUCCAACGUGCUGGUGUGCAUCUCGAUUGACAGGUUUUUCGCUGUCAUGUACCCUCUAAGGUUACCAGAAGCGAGAAGAAGAAGCAAACAGAUGCUCUACUGCGCGUGGGCAGUGGCUCUAGCGUGCAGCUUACCUCAGAGCAUCGUGUUCAGCGUGAUGCGGCACCCUGUGGUGGCUGGCUUCGAGCAGUGCGUGUCUUUCGACGCGUUCAGCACGGCGCGGCAGGAGGUGGCCUACAACGUGUUCUGCCUGUGCGCGAUGUACUUCGUGCCGCUGGUCAUCAUCACUGUCUGCUACGUCUGCACCUUCUGCGAGAUACGCCGCAGCAGCAAAGACCUCGAUGAAAAGUGCACUCACCAUCAUCACCGCAGCGGCCCCGUGCGUCUGCGCCGCUCGGAUCGACGCGUGUUGGAGCGCGCGCGUCGUCGCACGUUGCGCAUGACCGUCACCAUAGUCGCGGUCUUCGCGCUCUGCUGGCUGCCAUACGCUACAAUGGCGAUGUGGUACAUGAUAGACCGAGUGUCAGCGCGGCGAGUGUCGCCCAAGGUCCAAGAUCUGCUGUUCGCGAUGGCUGUCUCGAACUCAUGCAUGAACCCGCUGGUGUACGGCUCCUAUACACUGAACCUGCGCGCGGCGCUACGUCGUCUGAUGAACAAUUCCUGCUGCGCGUCUACUAAGCACUCUGAUACCCUGGGUAACUCCGGCUCUAGUUCAAUCAAGAACAGAAACAACAACUUGGCGACGCCUCUCAUGACUCCAGUUAAGAGCAACCGCAUGCGCACACGGUUAGGGGUACGCUUCGCGGAGACGUCGCUGACGGCGGUGCCCUCGCGGGUAGAGCCUGACGGCGCCCGCGCACCCGCCUGACGACCGCCUGCGCGGCUCAUAUGCGCGCGCAGCGAGCGAAGCCGCGUGCUGCGCGAGGGCUGCCGCGGACCACACCCCGUCUGAUCCUACCUUAUAUUACACUUACAUAACAACAUACGCUCACGAUCAUCCCAAUGGGGUGGUCAGAGGUAAACCCACCGUAAUAUGAUCUAAGUACCCACACGUCACCGAGCUACGGCUUACCACCUAUCACGUUAGUCUAACAGAAAGCUCGAUGAGGUGUAGGUUACGUAAAGUAAGUAAUAUUUAAUAU